AUGACAACAGCUCAUGAUCAUGACACUCAGACGCAAGCACUUUCUCAAUUACAUGAACUGGAGCAACAACGUCAUGCACGUGAAGUAUUACGUCAUGCAAAUGGUAAAGAAAAUGUCGUAUACGUCCGUUCUCAGCUCGCAACACUCAAGCUCAAGUCCGAUAUCAAGCGUUCAUCUGCUUUUGUAAAGAAAUUGCGCAUGUUAGCCGAAGGUAACGCGGACACUCUCUAUCGUGAUAUUAUGGAAUUAAACCUAACCCGUUAUAUCAGUGAAUGUGUAACGGCAUUAGCUGAUGCCCCGUUAAAAUUAAUUGAUCUACCAGCAGCUGUUAAAGUCGCGUCGUUGUUACAUCAACGAUAUGAAGAAUUUGCACCAGGAAUUGUGGGGAGAUUACUUCAUCACUUUGAAACUUUAUAUUAUUCAACCGACGAUCGGACGAAAAUGCUCAAACGUCGAUUAAUUCUUCGUCUAUUGAGUGAAUUGUAUCUUGUGGGUGUAUUUGAUGAUGUUCAAGUGAUUGCACAAAUUAUUCAACGGGUUGCAAGACGAGAACAACCAGGACAUGCUCCGUCUCAUCCGUCUCAAUCAUAUUACAAGAGAGGAAAGACUAGUGCGAGUGCGACGUCAGGAGCUUUGACAACAUCGUCACAACAAUUGGAAGUACCGUUACUUGUGAGCUUUGCCAAGUCCGUGGGUGUUGAUUUUCUAGGUGUACAGCCCAAGAAAUAUAAAGAAUUGGAGAAAAUACUGGAUGGACAUGAAGAAUUUAGCAAGUUUGUGGCAAAACAAAUGUCCAUUGUACCCAAGAAUGUCCAGAUCGAGUGUCUGAACUGCUAUCUUGAAGCAUAUGAAAGGAUUUGCAAGUUUUAUCUGGCGCAGCAUGCAACGUUUUUGAAACUUCAUGCGAGAAAUGAAAAAGAAGAAGCAAAUCGUGGUGAAGUGACGGAUGAACAUGUGCAGGAACUGAAAAAUGCCAAGCUGCUGUUUGAAAAACUGCAGACGAGCGUCAACUCGCUGGCGGACGCGCUGGAUCGAGAAGUACCGCCGCUGCCAGUGGAAGAAAAGGAUGAUGGGUCUGAUCGUGGAGGGAUUCUCAUUUGGGAAGGCGGAGAAGGUGGAGGUCGCGAACUGAGCCAUGACGGACCGUUUGAUGACGAAGCCACACGUUCAUUUUACCAAGAUCUGCCGGAUUUACUGGAUUUAGUGCCUGCGGUUGUGUUAGGACUCACGGAGGCCGAUGUUGCAGAGUUGAGAAAGAAGAAGGAGGCCGCCGCAGACGAGGAGACCGAAACAGAGAAUGAACUCGAAGAAGAAAUUGAGGCCAACGCGGACGACGACGAGAGAGAAGGUGGGGAUGUUGAUGAUGCUCUGGACAAUUUAAAUGCUGAUGCGUCGAAGGAUCAGGUACACGUAGCGACUGAUGCAGACGAGGAGGAAAGCAAGGCGAAGGAAGAAACGGAAGAUACAAGAACAGGUACCAGUGCAACUUGUAUAGGUGGAGCAACAACUAGUUACCACCACCAAUUGGAUGCAUUUUUUGCUUCUUUGGAAGAUCUAGUGAAUCGAGAUCGUUGCGACAAGGUGGCGGUCGAGUUUUGCUACCGCAAUUCAAAGGCAACAAGAAACCGACUUGUGAAGACCCUGUUUGCCGUGCCGCGGACCCAUCUAGAGCUAUUGGCCCACUAUUCGCGCCUCGUGGCGACGCUGCAGAGUGUGCUUAAAGAGGAUAUCGGCGGCGAGCUCGUGAAACUGCUUGUGGGUGAAUUUUAUGGUUUGAUAAAACGGCGUAACCAGUUUCGUCUUGAAUCAAAGAUCAAAAACAUCCGAUUUCUGGCGGAACUUGUAAAAUUUCGGAUCUGCCCGCCGAAUACAGGCUUUCGAUGCCUGCAGAAGUGCUUUGAGGAUUUUCAGGGGCAUAACGUUCAUGUUGCCACAACUUUUCUUGAGAAUUGUGGCCGUUUUUUGUAUUGCUCAAAACACACGCAUGCGCGCACGGUGAACUGCUUAAACGUCAUGAUGAAGCUUAAGGCAGCGAAGCAUUUGGAUCCACAGCUGGAAACUCUUGUGGAAAACGCGUACUACAUGUGUAAACCUCCCGAGCGUGUGGAGCGUCGUAUAAAACAGUACGACCCGCUGUAUUUGUUUCUGCUUAAGGUGAUGUAUCAAGAUCUUAACGGCUCAAAUGUGAACAAAGUUGUGAAAACCCUUCGGCGACUUCCGUGGCAAGAGAGCAGCAUCUGUACAAUGGUCCUGAAGGCUUUGCUGAAAGUUACAAAAGGUAAGGUAAUGCAGAUGAAAUGGAUAUGUGAGGUGGUAAAGGGUCUAUCGCGAUAUCAUGAUGACGUACUAGUGCUGCUGGUGGACGAUGUGUUGGAGUAUAUUCGGUACGGAUUGGAAGUAAAUGAUUACCGCGAUCACCAACGGAGCUUGGGAUACAUCAAGCUUUUAGGCGAGAUCUACAACUGUGGUCUUGUGAGCAUGAAUGUGAUAGUGGAAACGCUGUAUCUACUGAUUAAUCACUCGCACGAUCUGCUGACAUUACCACAGUACAGCAGCGAUAAAAUGUCGCCAGCACAGUUAUUGGAGAUGAAGAAGCGUUUUUUGCUUGUCCCUGAUAUGCGGUACGACCCCCGCGUACCAAGCGAUGUCGAUGGUCCAAGCGAAGUGUUUCGUAUUCGUCUAGUCAGUGCCUUGAUCGAGACCUGUAACGGCAGUGGAUCGUCAAGUGUGUCUAGUAGCAAUGUAACUUCAAACGAAAGAGGUAUCUCUCGACCCCGCCUUGGUCGAUUCAUGAUCUUCUUUCAACGAUAUCUGUUUUCCAAGACAGAUGUACCGAUGGAAACCGAUUUUGUCGUGUUUGAUCUGUUUGAUAUGAUAGCUAGCAGUCUAAAAGAUCAUUUCAAGAGAUUUGACACGUGGGAGGCGGUUGAUCAGGCCGUUCAGGAGAUUCUUCGCGGUGACUUAGAGGAAGCUGAGCGCCGGCUGUCGAAGAAGAAUGCGGCAUUGCUGAUGGCGACGAAUGGUCUCGAGAGCGUAGCAGAGGAGGGAUCAACCCUGUCACAGCCAGCAGACGAGGACGAUGAAUUUUAUGAAGAUGAAGAGGACGAUACGGACGAUGAUGACGAUGGUGAUGACGUUGAACAUGAAGAUGACUAUCAUGCGGAAGGGGAUGAUGGUGAUGAGGAUGAUGAAGAUGACGAAGAUGAUGACGACGAUGAUGAUGAUGAUGACGAUGACGAGGAUGAGGAUGAAGAAGACGAAGAUGAAGAGGAGCACUUUAUUAUCCACGACCGCAUUCAGAGAAGUGAGGAAGACGACGAGUUUGAAAAGGCGUUCAAGUCGAUGAUGCAUGGGACCUCUGACACACGCAAGCCCGCGGCGAGAGUAAACGUGGACAAGAUGGCUAUCCCUACUGUAGUGAAAAACCCUGCUGCAUUUCCACCCACCGGUCCUCAUGGAGCAAUGUCUCUUGAUGCAAAUGGGUUUACUGAUGGAGUGGUGUUUCGCAUGCUCCGUCGUGGCAAUAAAGGUAAAGUGGAGGCGCGCACUUUAGUAGUCCCGGAGGAAUCGUCUUUGGCUCAGCAUAGCCACCGUCAAGAAAAUGCUGGAAAGAAGGAACAGUCCGAAUUGAAGCGUCUUGUGCUGCAGAAUAUGGAGCGCGAUGAUUUUAUGAGUGACGGGCCUUCCAGUGAAGGCAUUCCGAGUUUUGGCCCCCCUCCCCGCGCCAACAUGAACCACGGUAAUCAAGGAGCAGGGCAGCAGGUCAACGAUGCUCGUUUGGGAUUCGGAGGUGGCAGUGAGUGGAACAAUGCCGAGUUUGGACUUCGUCGGGGCAAAGGGUAUCGUGGUGUGAAAUAG
This is a messenger RNA of Peronospora belbahrii, 3858 nucleotides long. NCBI's taxonomy places the organism in Eukaryota, Oomycota, Peronosporomycetes, Peronosporales, Peronosporaceae. The record is from the annotation of a GenBank genome assembly.